Molecule: messenger RNA, 948 nt
Organism: Bombyx mandarina (wild silkworm)
Lineage: Eukaryota; Metazoa; Arthropoda; Insecta; Lepidoptera; Bombycidae
Product: optic atrophy 3 protein homolog
Biological process (GO): regulation of lipid metabolic process
Cellular component (GO): mitochondrion
Source: RefSeq, a predicted model, not a curated record
AUCAAAUGUCCAAAACUUUACGAUUUUACGAACCCUGGGAAUAAAUAAUUGAGAUUCUGUAAACCAUUGUGGAGGACUAAACUGAAUUUUUGGAUUUAUUGUAUUUAUUUUGAAUAACCCAUACAAUAUGGUUGUAGGGGCGUUUCCAAUAGCUAAAUUAUCUGUUUUGUUGGUGAAACAGAUAAGUAAACCAAUCGCGAACGUGUGCAAGGAGAGAGCCAAGAAUAAUCCAUUUUUUAGAACUUAUGUUUGUAUGCCUCCAGCGCAAUUUUACAAUUGGUGUGAAGUUAAAGCCAAAAUGUGGAUUUUAAAUUUGGGAAAACCUGUCAAUAUUCCUGUUUUAAGCCAGGAAAUGGCCAUUGAACUUGGAGCAAAUCUUCUUGGCGAAACGGUUAUAUUCGUAAUUGGUGCUAGCCUUUUAGUGAUCGAGUACAAUAGGCAAAGUAAAAAAGAAGCAGCCAAAGAAGCCAAGCGUGAAGAGGAGAUGAAGCACAUCACAAGUACUAUCACAGAUUUGUAUUUUACUGUACAAAAACAACAGACACAACUCCGAGAAAUGGAAAGGCUUAUUCAUUCUAUUGGUGGAGAUCAAGCACCCAAAAACAGCCCAUCAUCUGACAAAGAUAGUACAAAUGGGAGAUCACCACCAGAUGCCACACUAAAUAAUCCUGUUCCUGUUCCUGAACAUAUAAAUCACAAUUCACCAACUCUUAGUCCCACACCUUAUCCAAAUAAAGGCCUAAUAUUGCAGUCGUUGAAUUAUAUACAAAUGGACGCAUUUAGCUCAUUGUUCCCCAAAAAUAAUACUGAAUAUGAGAAAGAAAGAGAUGAAGAUAAAUUUACAAGAAAUAGGAGGGAGCCAGCUGUACUCUCUGGUAUUUUGCAUAAUAUCGAGAAUAAUUUUAGAAGUUUAUUUUGAGGAUUUUACAGUAUAAAUUACACAUUGUA